AUGGCAUCUCAAGCUCCUGUCAGUUAUGUCUCUCCACGGGCGCGGUUUGGAUUGAUUAUCCCCGCCACCAAUACCGUCGUGGAGGCCGAAUUCAAUUGGAUGACAGUCCCGGGGGUUUCAUGGCAUAGCGGGCGCAUUGAGAUAGCGAAUCCGAAUCUAAACGACGAUGAUACCAUGGUAGCCUUCCUCGAGUCGCUACGAGGCACCAUCGGCGCCGCCGUGGAACGCGUCUGUUCGUGUUUACCAACGUACAUGGUAAUGGGUAUGAGCGCGGAGACAUUCUGGGGUGGGCAAGAGGGCGCAAAGCAAUUCGAACAGUUCAUGGUUGAGAAAGCAGGUGGCCUCAAAGUUACGACGGGUGCUUUGGCUGCUAAAUCUGCCCUUGAUGUCUAUGGAGCAAAGAAGAUUGGCAUCAUCACUCCAUAUCAAGCAGUUGGCGACCAACAGGUGGUCGAUUUCUUCACACAGAUGGGUUACACGGUGCACAUGAUUCAUGGUCUCCGUUGCGAUACAGCGACUUCGAUCGCCGAGGUCCAUCCCGAUACCAUCAAAGACGCCUUCAGGAAGGUCAACGCUUCGGAUGUCGAUGCCCUGCUACAAGCAGGCACCAACCUGCCUGCCGCGAGGGCUGCUGCAGAAAUGGAGAAGGAGCUCGGAAAGCCGGUGAUCGCAAUCAACACCGCAACCUUAUGGCACGCAUAUAGGACCAACGGUAUCCUGGAUAAGGUGAAAGGCUUUGGGUCUUUGCUAGAAGAGCAUUAG
Neoarthrinium moseri is the source of this 762-nucleotide messenger RNA. RefSeq lists its product as uncharacterized. The record is from RefSeq and is a predicted model, not a curated record. NCBI's taxonomy places the organism in Eukaryota, Fungi, Ascomycota, Sordariomycetes, Amphisphaeriales, Apiosporaceae. The transcript has 2 exons. Bases 1 to 762 code for a protein of 253 amino acids.